This is a messenger RNA of Pollicipes pollicipes, 2050 nucleotides long. Its product is annotated as solute carrier family 41 member 2-like. Lineage: Eukaryota; Metazoa; Arthropoda; Thecostraca; Pollicipedomorpha; Pollicipedidae. Bases 1 to 1758 code for a protein of 585 amino acids. Gene Ontology annotation, cellular component: plasma membrane. The transcript has 10 exons. Gene Ontology annotation, molecular function: monoatomic cation transmembrane transporter activity; inositol-1,3,4,5,6-pentakisphosphate 2-kinase activity; ATP binding. The record is from RefSeq and is a predicted model, not a curated record. Gene Ontology annotation, biological process: monoatomic cation transport.
AUGACGUACCGGGCCGAGGGCGGCGCCAACAUCGUCAUCAGCCUGCCGCGCCAGGGCCGCGUGCUGCGCUUCCCUAAGACGGCCCACGCCGACCCGGUGGCGCGCCUGCGUCGCCUCGCCGAUUACCGCAACCAUGUGAUCGCGCCGCUGCUAGGCGAGGCGGACGGCACGCCGUGGCAGGUUGUGCGGCUGGCGGCCGACGAGCGGCGCCGGCUGGCUGCCGACAUCGAGGAGCGACAUGGACGACUGCGCCGUGUUUCCCGUCGCCGCCACCGCUGCCCGUCGCCGCCGCCGCACGUCUUCAGCGUUGAGAUCAAGGCCAAGCAGGGCUUCCUGGCCGCCGACGACGACCUGGGCGUGUGCAGCUUCUGCAUGAAGCAGUACCUGAAGCUGAAGCGCGGCACGGUGCAGCACGUGAGCGGCUACUGCCCGCUGGACCUGUUCUCUGGCCAGUUCGGCCGCGUCGACCGCGCGCUGCGUGCACUUCUCGACAGCCCGCAGAACAACCUGCGCGUGUUCAUGAACGGCCCGCUUCCUGCGGACGAGGAAUCGACCGACCCGGUGGUGGCCAUGCAGCGCUACAGCAUCGGCGCCACCAUGCGCGACGCGUCGCUGAUGAUCACGCUGCGACGCGCGGCGCCCGGCGAGGACGGUACCGGCUUCCGCGCUGUAACAGACCUGGCCGGCAACCGCUGGCUCUGCCUCUGCCGCCUGAUGGACCUCGAUCCGAAGCACAUCAACCGCGUCAGCCGGCAGCGCUUGAAGAAGGAGAAGUCACGCGAGCUGUACUUGCGCGCGCAGCUGCCGCGCGAGCCCAGCCACGGCGUGCCGAUCCCCUGCAGCGUCAGCGACGAGGGCAUCGACCAUCUGCUGGCGGUGUCCGGUUCGCCCGUCGCCGCUGACGCCGCAGGCAGCGUCAUGAUCGCCGUCAUCGUGCUGUCGCAGCGGUUCAGCAUCAACCCCGACAACGUGGCGACGCCGAUCGCCGCCAGCAUGGGCGACCUGGUGACCCUGGCGCUGCUCUCCUGGAUCGCCUCCCUCCUGCACAGAGCCAUCGAGCCGGACCCGUGGCUGGCGCCCACCAUUAUCGCCGUGUACCUGCUGCUGAUCCCGCUGUUCGCCUGGGUCUCUCACCGCAACCAGUACACGCGCGUCGUGCUGCUCGAGGGCUGGACGCCUGUCAUCGCAGCCAUGCUCAUCAGCAGCGCCGGCGGCCUGAUCCUGGACUUCGCCGUGUCGGCGUACGAGGGCGUGGCCGUGUUCCAGCCGGUGAUCAACGGCGUGGGCGGUAACCUGGUGGCCGUGCAGGCAAGCCGCAUCUCGACCGAGCUGCACCGCGCCGGCCGGCCCGGCCAGCGGCCGCGCGCCGAGCACGCGCCGCUCCACGUCUGCCUCACGCCCUGGGCCGCCUUCUGCCAGACAGGCGGACACUCGCGGACGGCACGCGUCCUGCUCAGCAUGGUGGUGCCUGGCCACCUGGUGUUCACCUACAGCAUCAGCUACUUCCGGGCGGGCCACACGUCCCUGACGCCGCUCUUCCUGGUGGUGUACAACUGCGCCGCCGUGCUCCAGGUGGUUGUCCUGCUGUACGUGGCGCACUGCAUGAUCCACUGGAUGUGGAAGAACGGGGUGGACCCGGACAACUCGGCCAUACCGUAUCUCACAGCGCUGGGUGACCUGAUCGGCACCGGCCUGCUGGCGCUGGCCUUCCAGUUCCUCUUCAUCAUCGGCGACCGCGACUCGGACCUGGGCGACUGAGGCGGCGGCGCCGGGGUCCGGUCUGCCUGCCCGCCGACGCGCGCGGCCUGACGCGGCCAGCCGCACGAGCGGUGCGGUUCUUCCACUGGCGGUGGCAGGCACGCCCGCGGUGAUGAGAGCCUACUCACGAGAGAUUCACGACGGAACUUUCGCGUCGAGCGUGGCGGCAGGGUCCGCGAUCUUACGGAGAGUGCGACGCGGCUCACUAUUACUGCACCGCGUCCGUCUCUGUCUACGUGGCAUUUUGGCAUGUAGUCUGAAGUCUGCGGAUGGCCUGAUGUGGGACUGUCCU